CCGGCACUCCUAUGCAAAAGUUCAUUACCCAAUUUAUUCUUAUUAUUGAUUAUAUUCAGCUUUGGUUUAUCCUUAUACUAUAAUAAACAAUUGGAUGAAUAAGUAAAAUAAAAAUUUAUUUUAUACAUAUCAUACUCGCAGAAUCAGAAGAGUUUGGGCAUUGGAAAUGAGGAGCACAGGGACUUUAGCUGCAGCAGACUCUCUCUAUGUUCUUUUUCUUCUUUUGAUUUGUUACUAUGGCACAAUUGUUUCUGCAUACACAAAGUACAACACUGGAGCUGGUAUUGUUAAAGGAAAAUUGAACGUUCACUUGGUUCCACAUUCCCAUGAUGAUGUUGGUUGGCUUAAGACUGUUGAUCAAUACUAUGUUGGCUCCAACAAUUCCAUUCAGGGAGCAUGUGUUGAGAAUGUGUUGGACUCGAUCGUUUUUUCCCUUCAGAAGGAUCCAAACAGAAAGUUUGUGUUUGCAGAGAUGGCAUUUUUCCAUCGAUGGUGGGUAGAACAAAGUCCAGAAAUACAAGAACAAGUGAAAAGGCUUGUAGCUGCUGGUCAGCUAGAAUUCGUAAAUGGUGGUUGGUGUAUGCACGAUGAAGCCACAGUGCACUACAUAGACAUGAUUGACCAAACAACUUUAGGGCAUCGCUUUAUAAAGGACCAAUUUAAUACGACCCCUCGUGCUGGUUGGCAGAUUGAUCCUUUUGGACACUCUGCGGUCCAAGGUUACCUACUUGGUGCUGAGCUUGGAUUUGAUUCUGUACACUUUGCUAGAAUUGAUUAUCAAGACAGAGCUAAGCGAAAAAGUGAUAAAUCACUUGAAGUUAUUUGGCGUGGCUCCAAAACAUUUGGUUCUUCAGCUCAAAUUUUUGCCAACACUUUUCCUGUUCAUUAUAGUGCUCCACAUGGUUUCAACUUUGAAGUCUCUGGUGACUUUGUUCCCUUACAGGAUGAUCCUCUUUUAUUUGAUUCCAAUGUUGAACAACGUGUCAAAGAUUUUAUUGAUGCUGCUAUUACCCAAGCGAAUGUGACGAGGACAAACCAUAUCAUGUGGACAAUGGGUGAUGAUUUCCAGUACCAAUAUGCAGAGUCUUGGUUCAAGCAAAUGGAUAAAUUAAUCCACUAUGUUAAUAAGGAUGGUAGAGUGAAUGCCUUGUAUUCUACUCCAUCUAUUUACACCGAUGCCAAAAAUGCCGCAAACCAGUUGUGGCCACUGAAAACCGAUGACUACUUCCCGUAUGCUGAUGGAGCAAAUGCAUAUUGGACAGGCUUUUUCACUAGCCGCCCGGCCUUAAAGCGAUAUGUUCGGAUUCUAAGUGGAUACUAUUUGGCCGCACGUCAACUUGAAUUUUUUGCCGGUAAGAGAUCGACUUUAGAUGAUACUUUUGGCCUUGGAGAUGCUCUAGGAAUUGCACAGCACCAUGAUGCUGUGACUGGCACUGCCAAACAACAUACAACUGAUGACUAUGCGAAACGAUUGGCUAUUGGAGCCUCUAAGGCUGAAGUGGUUGUUAGCACUUCUUUGGCAGUUCUUGCUAGUAAGAAAUCAGGUGAUCAACGUUCAGCACUUGCAUCAGCAUUUUCCCAGUGUCAAUUACUCAAUAUCAGUUAUUGCCCUCCAACAGAAGACAGCAUUCCACAAGCUAAAGAUUUGGUAGUUGUGGUGUAUAACCCCCUUGGAUGGAAUCGUACCGAUAUAGUCAGAAUACCAGUUAAUGAAGCUAAUCUUGUGGUGAAAGAUUCAUCGGGCAAUAAGGUUGAAGUACAGUAUGUGGAUGUGGAUGAUGUUACAACAGAUUUAAGAAAAUUAUAUGUAAAGGCCUAUUUGGGAUUGCGUCCGAAACAAGCCCCAAAAUACUGGCUUCUGUUUCAAGUGUCAAUACCUCCACUCGGAUGGAGCACUUACUUCAUUUCUAAGGCAGCUGGAAAAGGUAUAAGGAGAAAAGGAGACCUCUCACACCUCAACAGUAAGAAUGGUGAGAACAUUGACAUCGGACCGGGAAAUUUGAAGAUGUCAUUUUCUUCAACCUCUGGACAACUCAAACGGAUGUAUAAUUUCAAAACUGGAGUUAAUAUACCAAUUCAGCAAAGCUACUUUAGGUAUGGCUCUAGUGAGGGUGACAAUACUGAUUCUCAGGCAUCUGGUGCAUAUAUAUUCCGCCCAAGUGAAUCCUCUCCAACUAUUGUUUCAAGAUCAGUCCCCUUCAAGGUAAUUCGUGGACCGCUAGUUGAUGAGGUUCAUCAGAAGUUUAAUUCUUGGAUUUACCAGGUUACUAGGCUGUACAAAGGCAAAGACCAUGCUGAAAUUGAAUACACUAUUGGGCCAAUUCCUACCGAUGAUGGAGUAGGAAAAGAGGUAAUCACAAGAAUGACAGCAAAUAUGGUCACAAACAAGGAGUUUUAUACUGAUUCCAAUGGAAGAGAUUUUCUGAAACGGGUUCGAGAUCAUAGGGAAGACUGGCCACUUCAAGUUACUCAGCCUGUAGCAGGAAACUACUAUCCACUCAAUCUUGGGAUCUAUACUAAGGAUAAGAAAUCUGAAUUCUCAGUCUUAGUCGAUCGUGCCACCGGUGGAGCCAGCAUCAAAGACGGUGAAGUUGAAUUGAUGCUUCAUAGGCGCUUGAUCGAGGACGACGGUAGAGGAGUAGGGGAACCACUCGAUGAACAAGUUUGCAUAGCAAAGGCUGAUAAUAAUAGUACAUGUGAUGGACUAACAGUUAGAGGAAAUUACUAUAUCGGAAUCCACAACGUUGGAGCUGGUUCACGCUGGCGUCGUACAACUGGUCAAGAAAUUUACUCACCAAUAUUAUUAGCUUUUACACAUGAGAAAUCAAAAAAUUGGAAGUCCUCUCAUUUAACCAAAGGAACUCUCAUGGAUCCUAAUUACAGCUUGCCUCCUAAUGUUGCCUUGAUAACUCUUGAGGAGUUGGAUGGUGGAAUCGUUCUUCUCCGUUUGGCACAUCUAUAUGAGCCAAAUGAAGAUGCUCAAUAUUCAGCUCUAGCCAAAGUUGAACUGAAAAAGUUGUUUGCGACAAAAACGAUAAAAGAGUUGAAAGAGGUAAGUUUAUCAGCUAACCAAGAGAAGUCAGAAAUGAAGAAAAUGACAUGGAAGGUUGAAGGGGACAAAGGACAAGAACCUCAAGCAGUAAGGGGGAGUCCUGUCAGCACUUCAGAUUUUGUUGUUGAGCUUGGUCCUAUGGAAAUACGUACUUUCCUGUUGGAAUUUUAAAAAUUAGUGUCUCAAAAUCCUCAUUGAUGUUUUUUAUUUUAAGAAGAAAUAAACAUGUGUAUAAUAAUGAUUGUUAUAUUCUAUUACUAAUUGCAAAGAGCUCAAUAAUAUGUGGAUUCUGCAAAUAAAUUAAGUGUCCUAUAUCAUCUAA
This is a messenger RNA of Medicago truncatula (barrel medic), 3374 nucleotides long. Its product is annotated as alpha-mannosidase. The transcript is spliced from 28 exons. The record is from RefSeq and is a predicted model, not a curated record. Gene Ontology annotation, biological process: mannose metabolic process. NCBI's taxonomy places the organism in Eukaryota, Viridiplantae, Streptophyta, Magnoliopsida, Fabales, Fabaceae. The coding region runs from base 167 to 3223 and encodes 1018 amino acids. Gene Ontology annotation, molecular function: carbohydrate binding; alpha-mannosidase activity.